AUGGCCACCGUCCUGCAGAGCAGCCCGCCCGGGCAAGGCCACGACCGGUUCGAUCACACCAACAAUUUAGACCUGCGCAAAGUGCUGCCGCCCAAGCAGGAUGGUGUGGACGGCAGCAGCGGCACAAUCCCCGACAUCACCCCCUUCCAGAAGAUGCUGUCCGCAACGACGGGAAGUCUGUUGACUGGCCUGACAAUGACACCGCUCGACGUCGUCCGAGUGCGCUGGCAAUCCCAGAGCCUGAGCCAACAGCAGCACGCCCCGACAUUAACAGCCGAACCUCAGCACUUCGCCCUCAAGUCCCGCGAGAUGUUCAGGCCUCCCGCGAACCUCGGCGUGACCUCGUGCUGUAGGGAGGUCUUCUUCAUGAACAAUAAUGCCGAAGUCUGUGUCGUCGGCCCUCACAUCGAUGGACCGGCGAGGGCAGACUGCGCAGUGCAGGAGACGCAAAAGAAGACAUUCACGUCCACACUCGAUGGCAUGCGCAAGAUCGCCAGGAACGAGGGAUUCUUCACACUGUGGAGAGGCUUAUCGCCCACGCUGCUCAUGGCCAUCCCGGCCAACAUGAUCUACUUCCCAGGAUACGAAUGGUUAAGAUACGACAAGAGAAGCCCUGUUGCUAGUAUGAACGCCAAUUACGCGCCUCUCGUGGCUGGUAUCCUCGCGCGCGUCGUCGCCGCCACGGCCAUCGGGCCGAUGGAGCUCUUCCGAACAAGACUGCAAGCCUCUCACGGGGACACGGCCACGAGCCACGUCAAGGACACUCUCAACAGCAUGCGGUCACAGCUGAAGACGCAUGGCUAUCGUUCAUUAUGGAGGGGCCUCAGCCUGACGUUGUGGAGGGACGUGCCCUUCUCUGGGAUGUACUGGUGGGGCUACGAGACGAUACGGGGGAAGCUUAUAGACGCCAGGGAGCGCAGCAAGGGACGGACUGUGGCUGGCGGUCCCAGGGCCCGGCGGAUGUCACAGAGCCACGAGAACCACCGCGAGACCUUUGUGGACAGCUUCCUUGCAGGGUCCCUGUCAGGGGCGUUUGCCUGCAUCGCAACCAUGCCUUUCGAUGUCGGCAAGACGCGCACCCAAGUGUACAACGAGAGCGGAAGGAGCGUGGCGGGCGAAGCUGUGAAGAGAGGCGCGGCACCCGAGGAGCAGACGAUGGUUCGCCUCCUGCAGCACAUUGUACGGACGGAGGGACCCUCCGGCCUGUUCAGAGGAUGGCUGCCGCGUGUGGCGAAAGUGGCACCGGCGUGUGCGAUCAUGAUCAGCAGCUUCGAGAUGGGCAAGAAGGUCUUCCGGGACGUCAAUGAGCGGUCGUCAGAAAGGCAGAAGGAGCUCGAUGUUGAGUAA
Messenger RNA from Diaporthe citri, 1347 nucleotides. RefSeq lists its product as uncharacterized. The coding region runs from base 1 to 1347 and encodes 448 amino acids. The transcript is spliced from 2 exons. Lineage: Eukaryota; Fungi; Ascomycota; Sordariomycetes; Diaporthales; Diaporthaceae. The record is from RefSeq and is a predicted model, not a curated record. Gene Ontology annotation, biological process: mitochondrial transmembrane transport.